Etheostoma spectabile (orangethroat darter) is the source of this 564-nucleotide messenger RNA. Its product is annotated as phospholipid phosphatase-related protein type 2-like. Gene Ontology annotation, molecular function: phosphatidate phosphatase activity. The record is from RefSeq and is a predicted model, not a curated record. NCBI's taxonomy places the organism in Eukaryota, Metazoa, Chordata, Actinopteri, Perciformes, Percidae. Gene Ontology annotation, biological process: phospholipid metabolic process; phospholipid dephosphorylation; signal transduction. Gene Ontology annotation, cellular component: plasma membrane.
AUGUUGGAUUGGGACUACAUUGCCAGAGCCCGAUGUGGAUUCACAGCAGGGUGCAGUGCAGGGUGCAUCCGGCUCGCCACCCGCGUUGCUUACAUCGCUGCGUUUGGCCUGAACCACACGGGAGGUGUGUACGCCUUCGGCCUGUUCAACACCACCAUCUUCGCCAACGCCGGCCAGGUGGUGACCGGGAACCAGACGCCUCACUUCCUGUCGGCGUGCCGGCCCAACUACACGGCGCUGGGCUGCCAGUCGCCCCUGCAGUACGUCGCCGAGCGCCGCGCCUGCACCGGCAACCGGCUGCUCGUCACGUCCGCACGCAAGUCCUUCCCCUCCAAGGACGCCGCGCUGAGCGUGUACGCCGCCGUGUACACCGCGAUGUACGUGACUCUGGUCUUCAAGACCAAGGGCACGCGGCUGACCAAGCCCACCAUCAGCCUGACGCUGCUCUGCCUGGCCGUGCUGGUGGGCGUGGUCCGGGUGGCCGAGUACCGCAACCACUGGGCCGACGUCCUGGCGGGGUUCUUCACCGGGGGGGCCAUCGCUGUGUUUCUGGUGAGGGACUAG